UCAUGUCCUAAACCUUACCUAACCUUAUUAAAAAAAUUAAGCACAAUAAAAAAUACCCUUUAUAGCCUUUACUCUCACCAUACACCAUAACAUGUUUUUUUUAAUUAAAACCUUUCUAUGAUUUGCUCUCUACAUUAUUUUUUAAUUUAGACAAAAAAAAAACUUUGUAUAUAUAUACUUGAACAACAACACAUUAUUUUCUCACCUUAAUCAACCAUAACACUUCACUACAAAGUGUUAUCUUAUCAAACUCAACUGAAAUGGCUAUAGAGAAGGAAGUAAGUGGUCAAGUCCAAUGGAGUAUAAGAAUCAAUGAUGACUCAACCAAAGUUUUGGCACCAGAAAAAGGCCUUCUCAGCAAAUUUUUUCUUGGUCUGAAAGGUCUAAUCAUAUGGAUAUUUUCGAAACCUGCGAAAUUCUUCCAUAAUGCUUGGAAAAUAGGCUGCAAUGAUCCAAGAAAAGUUAUCCAUUGCUUGAAAGUUGGUAUAGCUCUUACUGCUGUUUCUUUCUUCUAUUAUAUGAGGCCUCUUUAUGAUGGUGUUGGAGGAACUGCUAUGUGGGCAGUUAUGACAGUUGUUGUAGUUUUCGAAAAUACAGUUGGUGCAACACUUUGUAAGUGUUUGAACAGAAUUUGUGGGACAUUUUUAGCUGGAUUUGUAGCCAUUGGUGUCCAUUGGAUUGCUAGACAUUCAGGAGAUAAAGUUGAGCCUUUCAUAGUGGGAGUUUCUGUAUUUAUUUUAGCUUCUGCAGCAACUUUCUCUAGAUUUAUUCCAUCAGUAAAAUCAAGAUUUGAUUAUGGAACUAUGAUCUUCAUCCUCACUUUCAGCUUUGUUUCGAUUUCGGGUUAUCGAGUUGAUAAGCUAUUCGAUUUAGCUCAUCAAAGAUUAUCAACCAUAAUCAUUGGAACUUCAUUGUGUAUUCUUGUAAUUAUGACUGUUUGUCCCAUUUGGGCUGGCCAAGAACUCCAUACACUCAUCAAUAGGAACAUGGACAAACUUGGUGACUCACUUGAUGGUUGUAUAGCUGAUUACUUUAGUGGUAACAACAAUAAAGAAUCUGAGAAAAGUUACAAAUGUGUACUGAGUUCAAAAGCUGCAGAAGAUACUAUGGCUAAUUUUGCUAGGUGGGAACCUGCACAUGGCCGAUUUAACUUUCGACAUCCAUGGAAUCAAUACCUUGAAAUCGCUGCAGCAAUGCGAGGCUGCGCUUAUUGCAUUGAAGCUUUCAAUGGUUGCAUCAAAUCUGAAAAUAAGGCACCAGAGCAACUGAAGAAGCAAUUGAGCAACAUUUGUUUAGAAGUAAGCUCAAACUCAACAAGUGUUAUGAAAGAGCUAGCUACCAUUUUGAAGACUAUGAAGAAAUCAUCAAGAUUGGAUUUUUUAGUUGAACAAAUGAACACUUCAGUUGAAGAGCUACAAAAUGACUUGAAAUCUCUUCCUGGUGUGUCAACUCCUCUGCCUCUACCACUCCCCGAAAAUUCAACUCCAAAACUCGAGGCGAAUGAUGAUGAUUCGAGUAAUGUUGCAGCCUCAGUUCCAGUCUCAGUUCCUCUCAUGGAGAUAAUUCCUUUGGUGACAUUAACAUCUUUGUUGAUUGAAAUCACAGUGAGGAUCAAAAGCACAGUUAAAUCAGUUGAAAAACUUGCUGACUUGGCUCAUUUUCAGCCUAUGACUGAUGAGAAGUUGAAAAAAAGUGACAAUAACAAGAACAAGAAUAAAGUGAUUGAGAAAGAUCAACAUAAAGAAGAAGAUGAAACUAUGAGAACCCUUCAAAGGGUUUAGAUUAUUUUAGUUAUGUAUAUCUAUUUUGCAUAAAUAUGAUCUAAUUUUGGAUACAAAUAUAGGGGUAUGAUUUUGUUCUGUGAUGUAAUUUCACGGAAUAUAUUCCGUGGUACAUUAGAUGGGGUCUCAGGAUUCAUUAAAUGAGUGUCAGGGUACGAUUCUACUUUUUAACCCUAAUUACCCCUAGAUUAAUCUCAGUCGUCAGAUCAAAUAACUCCCUCAUCUAAUGGUUGUCGUACAUCACGGAUUACAAUCCGUGAAAGUACAAUAACAGGACAAAAUCAUAUCCCUACAAAUAUAUAUUAAUAUUAUUGGUCAAUAUCAAGAAGAUUGUGAUAAGUACUACUUGUCUUGACUAUUCCCAUUUAACAAACUUUUCUUAUCACAUGAUUUGUUGAUGUGUGAUAACAUGGAUUGUUUGAAUGAACUCCAAGGAAUAAUUAUCAAAGGUUUGAACUUUAUUGUAAUUAUGAAAGAAUAGUAAGAAUCUUUGCUUUA
Cannabis sativa is the source of this 2279-nucleotide messenger RNA. Its product is annotated as aluminum-activated malate transporter 10. Gene Ontology annotation, cellular component: plant-type vacuole membrane. The transcript is spliced from 6 exons. Gene Ontology annotation, biological process: malate transport. The record is from RefSeq and is a predicted model, not a curated record. The coding region runs from base 261 to 1781 and encodes 506 amino acids. NCBI's taxonomy places the organism in Eukaryota, Viridiplantae, Streptophyta, Magnoliopsida, Rosales, Cannabaceae.